CUUGAGGCCAGGCAAGGCCGGAGCCCGCCAGUGUGGUUGGAAACGUGACAGAGGGAAGACGUAACUCCAAGCGCUUUAUUUCAGGAAGAGAGGAUUCGCAAUGUCACAUGUGCUCAGCGCCGCGCCUGCAGUGGCACGGUGCCUGCCCUCGCACUCGGCCUCGGCACGCAGGUGGAUCAGUCGGAAUGUACGGGGUCGUGUGCUAGCCAUCAGACGUGAAGACCAGAGUGUAUGGGAGAGAAGGGCGCCUCUUGGGCCAUCACAGGUCAGACAGCUGGUCAAAGAUGGAGUCAAGGUUAUUGUACAGCCAUCGAACCGACGAGCUUACCCGAUGCAGGCUUAUCAAAAUGCAGGCGCAAAAAUACAGGAAGAUAUCUCGGAAGCGCCCGUUGUCAUAGGCGUCAAACAAGUACCCAUUGAUCAGCUAAUACCCAACCGCACGUACUGUUUCUUCUCGCAUACUAUAAAAGCACAGGAGGCAAAUAUGCCCCUACUGGAUGCUAUUCUAGAAAAGAACAUCAGACUGAUCGACUACGAGCGGAUGUGUGACGAGCGAGGCCAGAGAGUGGUCGCCUUCGGAAAAUACGCGGGUGUUGCGGGAAUGAUCAAUAUCCUCAAUGGGCUUGGACUCCGACUCCUUGCCCUGGGUCACCACACGCCUUUUAUGCAUAUUGGACCUGCACAUAACUACCGUAACACCGAAAUGGCGAGACAGUCCAUUCGUGACACAGGCUACGAAAUAUCCCUGGGAAUGAUGCCCAAGUCCAUUGGUCCGUUGACUUUCGUCUUCACUGGAACUGGAAACGUGUCCCAAGGAGCGCAGGAGAUAUUCCAGGACCUUCCUCAUGAAUACGUCAGCGUCCAGGCUCUUAAGAAGGUCUCCGAGCAUGGAUCGCUGAAUAAGAUGUACGGGUGUGAAGUCAGUCGCCAAGACCAUCUGGUGAGGAAGGACGGAGGCAAAUACGAUGCUGUUGAGUACGAGGAACACCCAGAGAGAUACAUUUCAGUUUUUGCGCACAAAAUUGCCCCGUAUGCGUCAGUGAUCGUGAACGGCAUAUACUGGGCUGUGAAUUCCCCCAAGUUAUUAACAAUUCCGGAUGCAAAGUACCUUCUACAACCAGUCUACACGCCAUGGCUUCCUAUAUCGAAGCAGAGGCAGAGGGAGACAAAGCAGGGAAACAUAAGUAUGGACGAACGUAAAGUGAUAACCAACGACACUGCAGGUGACAAGAAUAGGAUCGGCUCCCCGGCUUUACCGCACCGCAUGUUGGCCAUCUGCGACAUCUCAGCUGACCCCGGCGGCUCCAUCGAGUUCAUGUCUGAGUGCACGACCAUCGACACACCCUUCUGCCUGUACGAUGCUAACCAGAAUAAAGACACGAACAGCUUCAAAGGGCCUGGCGUUCUCGUGUGCAGCAUAGACAACAUGCCGACGCAGCUGCCACGUGAGGCGACCGAUUUCUUUGGCUCUCUGCUCCUGCCCUACAUGUACAGUAUCUUGCAGUCAGAGGUUUCGAAGCCGUUUGAGGAGCAUAACUUCAGUCAUGAGGUUCAUCAGGCAGUAAUUACAAGUGGCGGAUCCCUGACCCCGAACUUCCAGUACAUAUCGGACCUGCGAGCACAAAAUAAAGCGACAAGCAAAGCAGCCUUCGACAUUGCAAGCAAGGCGAAAAAGGCCCUGGUUCUUGGGGCUGGCUACGUGUCGGCGCCGCUGGUUGAGUACCUCGCUCGCGAUUCGAACACAGGCAUUGUUGUCGCCUCUGGGUUGAAGGAUGAAGCCGACGCCUUGGCAGAAAAACAUUCCAACGUGGAGCCCGUUCUCCUGGAUGUGGUGGAACGACCUGACCUUCUGGCGGAUCUUGUGAAGGACACCGACGUCGUGGUGUCUCUCCUUCCUUACACCCUCCAUCACGAGGUGGCGAAGCAUUGUAUUAAGACAAAGACUAACAUGGUCACAGCUUCCUACUGUACACCAGCCAUGAAGGAAUUACACGAGGCAGCCGUUGAUGCUGGUAUAACUGUUGUCAAUGAAGUUGGCUUAGAUCCUGGAAUUGAUCAUUUGUACGCACUUGAAUGUUUCGAAGAGGUUCACAGAGGAGGUGGCAAGAUCGAAUCUUUUGUGUCUUUCUGCGGUGGUCUUCCAGCUCCUGAAUUUUCAGACAAUCCUCUUCGCUACAAGUUCUCUUGGAGCCCGAGAGGUGUCCUCCUUAACACUCUAGCUGGAGCAAAGUACCUAGAGCAAGGAAAGGUUGUGGAAGUUGCGCCAGGAGGUUCUCUUCUGGACACAACUGAAGACUUCUCAUUCCUCCCUGGUUUAGCCCUCGAAGGGUUCCCCAACCGGGAUUCCACAGUCUAUGGAAACCUGUAUGGUAUCACAGAAGCCCAGACCAUCUUGAGGGGUACACUGCGCUACAAGGGCUUCUCUGAGGUGGCGAAGGCUCUCAUUAAACUCGGACUCAUUGAUCCUAACCCACAUCCGAUGCUACAUCACGGAGGACCUGAUAUCACAUGGAAACAAUUGAUAUGUACCCUGCUGGGCCAAAUGGAUGCUAAUAUCUUCCCUGACAACCUGAGGGCUCUUGUUGCCGAAUGUGUUGACAACGAUUCUCAACUGGCUGGCAUUGAGGCUCUGGGACUGCUGACUGACGACCCUGUGGUUAAGUGUGUCACUCCUCUGGAUACCCUCUCCCACUACCUGUCGAAGAGGCUAGCGCUACAACCUGGAGAACGUGAUCUGAUUGUGCUGCGACACGAAGUGACCAUCAACUGGCCUGACGGCGGAAAGGAGCUCCGAGGAAUCAACUUGGUGUGCUACGGAGACCCCACAGGAUACUCUGCGAUGGCGAAGACGGUGGGUUAUCCAGCAGCUAUUGCCACGAAGAUGGUGCUGGACGGCGAGAUCCAAGGCAGGGGAAUGGUGCUGCCAUUUACUCGUGAUAUUUACCUUCCCAUCAUAUCCAGACUUCGGGAUGAGGGCCUGGCAGCCACAGAAAAAUCUGUCUGGCUAUAAGGUUUCCUCAUGAACUGUGUUGUCUACAGAAGCUCAAUUCAUAUAUCAAUAAGAAUGUGUCCUGAAUAGUAAUCCCUUAUAGUCAAUGACAUUACCCCUUUGAUAAACUAAAAAAGCUCAUCUAUAAUUCCUUAUUUAACAAAGUAAAUCACUGACGAUUGAAGAUGGCAUUGCAUAAAGAGCCAUGAAUGUUCUAUUAAAGCUUCACUUCAACCUCAUAACGAAAGUUACCUAAAUUUUCUGAUGUUCCUUGAAUUAGUUCUGCAUGUCAGAUUAUGUGUAGUGAAUGUUACCCAGGAUUGCAUUAGUUCAGUAUUUUGUCUGCAGACAGCAGCAUUCUUGAUUUUUUUCAGAAAUAUAGUGUCCUUUUAUUAUGCUGAAGAUUACACAAAAAAUUACUCUUGAAUUAUGUAUAGUAUCAGGAAAUUUGCUCAUCUAUAGUGUAUAGAUUUAUGUGUUAUAGUCUGUAUCCUUCAAUACAUACAUAUGUAUGAAUAUAACCAUACAAAGCUUGUGUACAAAGAUAAAAUGAAACAACUGCAAUAGGAAAGAAACAGUGUCAGUUUCUUGCAUCAGCUGGGUUACAUUUCAUAUAUAUGGAGUAUACUUUAGAAAAAAUAGAUGAAAAUGAGGUAGAAUUCACGAAAUUCAAAGUGAAUUAUGUAACUAUAUAAUUUACUUUUUGAUAUUUUUGACAAUAUUUUUACCUUUAACCCAGGUAGCCUUCCUUGAUUAGACACUAAGUGUCUCUAAAUGGAAGUGUUUUUCCCUGGUUAUCUGUGCAAGCAAGAGAAAAAAAGGAAAUUUAAAAUGCACAGUUCCUAGACCUCUAAAAUGUUUUAGUCGUUACCCUUGACCAUAAGUUUAUUAUACAUACUGUAUGUUUCUUGAACAUUUUGAAUGCAUAAAUUGUGAAUCUAACUGUAGACUACUUAGUUGAUGGAUCUUUCAUCAGUUAAUGGCAAAACAAAUGUAAAAUGAUAGGCAAGAUUUAUGUAAGUGAUGUACUACUGAACUUAGUAUUGCUGAAUAGCUCACAGUACAAUAUAUUUUUUAUCAUUGUUUGAUAAUAGGAUAAUAUUUGUUAUCUGAUUGAUAAUAAACCACAAAAUAUA
This is a messenger RNA of Penaeus indicus, 4125 nucleotides long. RefSeq names its product alpha-aminoadipic semialdehyde synthase, mitochondrial-like (gene LKRSDH). Gene Ontology annotation, cellular component: cytoplasm. The transcript has 19 exons. Gene Ontology annotation, molecular function: saccharopine dehydrogenase activity. The record is from RefSeq and is a predicted model, not a curated record. Lineage: Eukaryota; Metazoa; Arthropoda; Malacostraca; Decapoda; Penaeidae. Bases 101 to 3010 code for a protein of 969 amino acids.